GCCCUGUCAGCCGUUAUAUAUGACGAGUAAACGUGAAAAACCCACCACGCCCUAUGUGUUCACACUCACAUGGACCAACAGCAUCCUUCCAUAUACCUGCUCGGGUGCACCCAUCUUCCGGGAGGAGGAGGAGGAGGCAGCGACUAUAAAAUGUGUCCUACAGGCUGCUUCAGCAUCAGCUCCUCCCCACUGCUCCUGGGGCUUAACUACUUUCUGUGAGCACUGCACCUGAGUCAGAAGUCACCAUGAGCUCAUUUCGCUCUGGAAUAUCCGGGCUGACCCUGUUCUCACAGCCAUCAGUGCCAGGCCCCCGGCGGCCUGCCAGCGUCUAUGGCGGUUCAGGCGCUAAAGGCGUCCGGGUGUCGUACGCCUCCAGCUUAGGCUCCGGCUUUGACCUGGCAGAUGCGUACGGAGGUGACAGCAACAGCAGUUUCAAUGGCAAAAUCACCAUGCAGAACCUCAAUGACCGCCUGGCCAGCUACCUGGAUAAGGUGCGCAUGCUGGAGGGCGCCAAUCAGCAGCUGGAGCUUCAGAUCCGCCAGUGGUACGCCCAGCAGACCCCCACUGUCAGGGACUACAGCAGGUAUGAGGCAAUCAUAGACGACCUGCGCAAGAAGAUAAGUGAUGCCUCCCAGAACAAUGCCAGGCUGAUGCUGCAGAUUGACAAUGCCAAACUGGCAGCAGAGGACUUUAGAAUCAAGUUUGAAAAUGAGCUGGCACUGCGCAUGUCGGUAGAGGCGGACAUUGCCGGACUGCGCAAGGUCCUGGAUGACCUGACCUUGGCCCGGUCUGACCUGGAGAUGCAGGUGGAGGGCUUGAAGGAGGAGCUGGCCUUCAUGAAGAAGAACCAUGAAGAGGAGCUUACAGCCAUGCGGAACCAAGUUAAUUCCAGCUCUGUGAAUGUGGAGGUGGACGCCAAGCCCCAGGAUGACCUGAGCAGGACCAUGGAAGAUAUCAGGACUCAGUAUGAGGGUAUUACUGAAAAGAAUCGCAGAGAAAUGGAGGCCUGGUACAAGGUGAAGUUCGAUGAACUGAACAAAGAAGUGGUCUCCGCCACAGAAACCCUCCAGACCUCUCGCACUGAGAUCAGCGAGCUCAAGAGGACCCUGCAGGCCCUGCAGAUUGAGCUGCAGUCUCAGCUCAGCCUGAAAUCUGCCAUGGAGGGCACACUGGCAGAGACUGAGUCCCACUACAACCAGCAGCUGACCCAGCUGCAGGACAUGGUCAACACCCUGCAGAACGAGCUCAGCCAGGUGAAGGCGGACAUCGAGAGACAAGGUGCAGACUACCGGAUGCUUCUUGACAUCAAGACCAGGUUGGAGAUGGAGAUCGCUGAGUACAGAAGGCUGCUGGAUGGAGAGGAUCACAAGAAAACUGUUGUCACAAGCACAAACAUAAACAGAAGCAUGAACACAAACAUGCAAAGGGGUCAAGUCAAAGAAAUCGAAGAAGAAAAACGUCAACCAGUCAAAAGCGUGAGGAAGAAGGUCCUGAUUGAGGAGAUCGUUGAUGGAAAGGUGGUGUCCCUCACAGAACAUCUGGAGCCAGAGGUUUUUAUAAAGUAGCCAGACUGGCUCCUAAAAGAUAUGUCUCAGAUAGUACAUAAAAAAGGUCUUCCUGUGCUCUUAAGUCUCCAGAUCUGAAAUCUGCCCUGAUAUCCAUCAUAUUAUUAUUUCUGCAGUGUGGAUAUUUUGCGUAAUUGUCAGAAAAAAUAACCAAUAAAAUGCUUUUAAAUGUGUAAGAAAAAUGUGUAAAUGGAUAUAGAAGCAGAUAUUUUAUAUAAGCUCCACUGAAAACAACUGUACUACCCAUUGCUCUUCAGCCUGCCCUCUGAAUGACCUAACUUAGCACAAGUGGCACUGUGAGCAUCAGAAAGAAAAUGUCUCUUCACUGUCUGUUCUUCGGAUUGAAUGGAUACACAGUGAUUAAAGAAAGGCCCUGUCCCCUAUCUGAUAUGUAUUUUUUCACAGCACAUGUUUGUGCAUGUUAUGACAAUGAUGACUAUAUGUUAAAGGUGUCACAUGUAGCAGUUUAAAAAAAGGAAAUUACUGUUGUCAAAUUAAAUGUUACCAAUUACAAUUACCAUAAACAAGGUAGACCUUUGUCAAGAUUAUUGGGAUUGUUUGUGAUGUAACUGUUUCUCUAAUAUAAGACCACAUUUCCCAUACAAUGUUUGUGCUUUAAAAGGGUUACUUUCAGGGGUUUUGGGUUAGGGUAAAUAAAAAUCAGCCUUCUACUUGUUUCAGCUCUCACUGCACAAACAUUUAAAAGCCGUAAAGUAGGAUAUAUAUUGUGUUCAGUGUAGCUUUAUUUCUGUUACAGUUAUAAGAAUAUAUAAUAAGAUAGAUCCUGUUGUGCUGCUGCAGUGUUAUUUAAACACUCAUAGCAACUCACAGUAUUACAGCUUUACCUGCUUUAUGAUUUAUGCCAAUAUUUGUAAAAGCCCACACUGAGAGAGUCUGAGUUAAUUUAACCACAAGGAGCUGACUGUGUAAUUCCAGUACUUUGUUCUACUUUUCUGCCAUGGCGCUGUUUGCUCCUAGCAGUAUUUACAUUGUCAGUGAAUCUGGCCAGUAUAAAGUAUGAUCUCAGUAAAGGAGAAAUAACACUUACACAUA
This is a messenger RNA of Monopterus albus (swamp eel), 2618 nucleotides long. RefSeq names its product keratin, type I cytoskeletal 19-like. The record is from RefSeq and is a predicted model, not a curated record. Gene Ontology annotation, molecular function: structural molecule activity. NCBI's taxonomy places the organism in Eukaryota, Metazoa, Chordata, Actinopteri, Synbranchiformes, Synbranchidae. Gene Ontology annotation, cellular component: cytoskeleton. The coding region runs from base 246 to 1565 and encodes 439 amino acids. The transcript is spliced from 8 exons.